This is a messenger RNA of Periconia digitata, 613 nucleotides long. Lineage: Eukaryota; Fungi; Ascomycota; Dothideomycetes; Pleosporales; Periconiaceae. The record is from the annotation of a GenBank genome assembly.
AUGACAGCACUUAGCGCCUUGCGCUGUCUAGCGUGCACGGGCCCGCCAACCGGGGUCUUGGUCGUCCACCAUCCACCUCUCUCUCUCUCUCUGUCUCUCUCUUCGGCCUCAUCCACCACCCUAACCACCAACUUUCUCUCUUACUGGGCCCUGCAUCAUCCAUCGUCAUCAUCGCCUUGUCACUGUGCCCUUACUACCUUGACCAAAGAAAAUUUUAUGCCCAGCCGGCGCCUAUUUCCUUUCCCUCCUUCUCCUUCCUCCACUCAUCUAUCAUCACCCACUCACUCGCUCACUCUCCUUUCUGUCUUUCUAUCCUAACCCUCUACUGCAACUGAUCCGCACUCAUGUUUGAUGAGACAGCGAGAGAGGCACAUCCAUUCAUUUGCUCCAGCUGUGCCGUCUCCAUCUACCUGUCUUAACACUCCCCCGUUAUGAACUAUCGACUCAUUUCACCUCCCUCUCCCACUAACCGCUUAAUCAACCAGUCCGCUCUCCGGAGCUACAGUAAUCACCAGUAGUCACUGGCGCAGUGGAUGGGUGAGUGGCCUGAAAAGCCGCUUGAAAUCCCCGUUGCCCAUCGCGACCCCCAAACCCAACCCAACCCCGUCGUCUC